GUCACCUUGACACAGCUCUGACGCUCCGUCAGUCGGCAUGACAACGCGCUCUCGAGGGCAAACGGGGAACGGCUGACGGGCGCGAGGAUGGCAGCAGAAGAUGCCCAGUAACGGAAAAAGCGGCGGGAACCGAGCGAACACCAGUACCGGGAGCACCGGGACCAGCACCGGGACCUGCUCCGGGAGCACCGGGACCUGCUCCGGGAGCGGCUCGGUCCAUGUCCCGGCCAUGGAGAGAGCCCGGCCGGUGACGGUGACGGUGUCCGCGGUGAGCCUCUCGCUCAGCGUGCUGGCGCUGCUGCUGCUGGUCACCGCCAUCUCCUCCGACCACUGGUACGAGACCGACACCCGCAGACACAAGGACAACUGCGACCGCCACGGAUCCGACUCCAACGACCAGAAGAACCGGGAGAUGCCCAUCUACCACCUGCCGCUGGUGGACACCGGCAGCGGCGGGGCCCGGCAGCGGGACGUGGCGCUGAUGAAGCCCGUCCAUGUGGGCAGCAGAGAGGAGGAGCUGCUGGAGAACUGGCGGGCCAUCCUGGGGAUGGGCAUCCUGGAGACGGAGUGCGGCAGGCCGCUGUUCUCCGCUCACUCCGGCCUCUGGAGGAAGUGCUACUUCAAGGGCCUGGACCCGGACAUCGACAAGCUCAUCGACCGGGGUAUCGCAGAUCGCUGCACAGCUGUGAAGUACCACUUCUCUCAGCCAAUCAGACUGAGGAACAUCCCUCUGAACCUGACCAGGACCAUCCAGCAGGACGAGUGGCACCUGCUGCACCUGCGGCGCAUCACGGCUGGCUUCCUCGGCAUGGCGGCCGCCGUGCUGCUGUGUGGGAGCAUCGUGGCGUCAGUCGGCUUCUACUGGGAGGAGAGUCUGACGCAGCACGUCUCCGGACUACUGUUCCUCAUGGCAGGUGAGGGGGGGGGGUUCAGGAGUGAAGCAUUGACACUUAAAGGACCUGAGAAAAACACACUGUGUGUGUGUGUCUCCCUCUGCUGGUGACAGACUGGAUUGACAACAACAGGAAGCAGCCUGUGAGGAUCAGAUAAUGUCAAUAUAAACAUUUUUAUUAUUAUUAUUAUUACUAUCAUAAUAUUCAUUAUUAUUAUUAUUAUUAUUAUUAUUAUUAUUAUAUGUAUUAUUGUAGGAGCCAAUUAGCACUCCUGCUAUAAGUAGGAAAAAAUGUUUGUUGACGGUAGUGUUCCGCCGGAAGGUAAACUGUUUUUGACCACACACACACCCAGACACACAUACACAGGUAGGCCAAGGUAGCGUUUACUCCAAAAGCUAAGUUAUUGUGUUUCUGAAUGUUUGUUCGCUGAUUGAAAAGCU
Molecule: messenger RNA, 1333 nt
Organism: Cottoperca gobio
Lineage: Eukaryota; Metazoa; Chordata; Actinopteri; Perciformes; Bovichtidae
Gene: tmem178a
Product: transmembrane protein 178a
Exons: 3
Coding region: 101-1003 (300 amino acids)
Biological process (GO): regulation of cytosolic calcium ion concentration; negative regulation of osteoclast differentiation
Cellular component (GO): endoplasmic reticulum membrane
Source: RefSeq, a predicted model, not a curated record